CAGCUCACACACAGUCUGGCGGAAAGAAGCGUCAGUGAUUUCUUCAGCUCUGUGCGCAGACAGCGCAGACUGCUGCUCCGCCGCUGACGGGACUCUACGGACAUAUCGUAAGAGCCGUUGGUGAAUGCCUGGCCUCUCGUGCGUUGACGUAACCAGACGGAGGUUUUCUCUUUUUUUGGGUAGCGCGCGGAGAGGAGAUGCACACGGCACUAGCGUGAGAGUGCAUGUUUCAGACGAGUUGGAAACCCCCCCCCCUCAUACAGUAGCAUCGGGACUGGGGGCCAAGCAGGAGGAAAGUUAUUACGGGGACCAGAAGUAAGGGGACAAUGCGUGUCCACGUGCACACCAAGUUCUGUUUCCUGUGCGUGUUCACCUUCCUCUUCCAUCAAUGCAACCACUGCCAUGGAGAAGAGCACGACCAUCAGCACGGUGAACAUCACCACGCCGACCACGCCCACAGCGACCUGCAGAUUUCUGAGGCUCCAUACGUGAGAGGAGCCACUUUGUCUCCGGAGGCCAAGAGUUCUCAAGGGCACACCCUAGAGGAGGAGCAGCGCUUCUACAUCCAGCAGCUAUUCAGGCGCUACGGCCAGAAAGACCGGCUAGACUUCCAGGGAUUUCAGAGUCUGCUGGUUAACUUGGGUCUGGGUGAAGUGAAGGUGGUAGAUGUAGAUCACGAGGAGCUGGGCCAUGACCACGUAGCUCACCUCGACCUGGUGGAUAUGCAGGAGGGGCUUCACUCCCAUUCAUCCGACAAUGAAGAGCAUAGCCACGGUCACGGUCACGGGCACGGGCACGGUCAUCCACACCACAAGCCUGGCUCCCACCAUCCACACACAGAACAAGCUCCCACCAGGUGUACCCAGCAGACCACUACUGCCAGUCCAGCUGCUGGUGCACCUACAGGACAUGACCAUAAACAUGAUCACACCAAGGUAGAGGAUAGUGACCAUAAACAUUCUGAUGGACAUGUGCAGGACACACACGAUCAUGACCACGACCAUGAUCACGCACAUGAAAAAGAGCGCAAACAUGAGCAGGUACAGGAGCACUCUAACCACAAGGACCUGUCCUCCCAACCUCACAGUGAUCACGACCACAGUGAUCACGACCACAGUGACCACGACCACAGCGAUCAUGGCCACGGCGACCACGACCACAGCGAUCACGACAACAGCGAUCACGGCCACAGCGAUCACGGCCACAGCGAUCAUGAACAUGACCACAAUCAUGUCCCCGAAGUGCAGACGAUCACAGACACCCCCCCCCUCAGCCAGGGACAGCAGCCCUCUGCCCGGUUGGAGCCGUCCCAAGUCCCUCAGGUGCAACAGUCCUCUCCUGCCACCACAGAAAGUCGGCCCAAGAAGCAGAGAAAGCCAGGCAGGGUCAGAGGACAGCGAGGGCGAAACAAAACUCCUUCUCCUCUCACACCUCAGCCCGAUGACCACGACCAUCAAACUGAACACAGUCACGACCACGAUCACGGUCACGGUCACAGCCACUCUCAUAAAGAUAAGAGAGAAGCACCAGUAGGGCCUGCACGCCCCACUCUGCCAGUCCCCAUCUUGUCUGGCCACCCACAAGGAUUGUCUCAUCAGCAUGAGGAGUGUUUGAACCUGACUCAACUCCUCACCUACUACGGCCUGAAUCCCGAAUCGCUCAUCUCCCCCAGCCAGUUCACCUACCUGUGUCCUGCCCUGCUCUACCAGAUAGAUAGUCGCGUCUGCAUCCGCCAUUACCACCAGAUGGAUGUGCGCCAGAAAGACAUGGAGCCCGUCAGUUCCGUGUGGGUGUGGCUGUGGGGGUUUGUGUCCAUCACCAUCAUCAGCCUGCUGUCUCUGCUGGGCGUGGUGCUCGUACCCAUCCUCAAACAAUCCUGCUUCAAGUUCCUGCUCACCUUCCUGGUGGCGCUGGCAGUGGGCACGCUCAGCGGCGACGCUCUCCUUCAUCUGCUGCCUCACUCUCAAGGGCAGCACGACCACAGCGAGCAUGGGACGAGUCAGGAAUCAGAACCAGAAACUGAUCUGGUGACAAAAUUUGACGGAGUGUGGAAGGGCCUGACGGCGCUGGCCGGCAUCUACCUCCUCUUCAUCAUCGAACACUGUAUCGGCAUGUUUAAGCACUACAAAGACCACAGGGGCAUGAAGAAGGCGAGCGAGGAGGGCAAGAUUGGCAGGAAGUUGUCAGAUCACAAAUUAAAUAGGCGCUCGGAUGCAGAGUGGCUGCACCUGAAGCCGCUCAGCGAAGACCCCGACAACACCGCCAUCUCCUGUGACAACGGCCACAACGACACGCAGCUCACAGAGCUCCAGACGCCCAACUCUCCCACCAACAAGACGCCACUGGCACCCGCAGACCCCCAACAAGACCGCCAGUCUCCCACCAAGGAGAACGGACGCAAGGCCAAGCAGCACGGACACUCGCACAGCCACGGCCACGGUCACUCCCACGGCGGGAACUGCCACUCAGAGCAGGAGAUGAAGGACGCCGGUAUAGCCAGCAUCGCCUGGAUGGUCAUCAUGGGCGACGGCAUGCAUAACUUCAGUGACGGCAUGGCUAUAGGCGCAGCAUUCAGUAAGAACCUGACAGGAGGCAUCAGCACAUCAGUGGCUGUUUUCUGCCACGAAUUACCUCAUGAACUCGGUGACUUUGCAGUGCUGCUGAAAGCGGGGAUGUCAGUGAAGCAGGCCAUUUUCUACAAUCUGCUGUCCGCCCUCAUGGCCUACGUUGGCAUGGUGAUUGGCACAGCUGUGGGCCAGUACACAGACAAUGUCACCAGCUGGAUCUUCGCCAUCACGGCUGGCAUGUUCCUUUACGUGGCUCUGGUGGAUAUGCUGCCAGAGAUGCUUCACGGGGACAGCGAGGACCACAAGCGCUGCCAGCUGGGACACUUUCUCCUGCAGAACGUGGGCCUGCUGACCGGGUUCGGCAUCAUGCUGCUCAUCGCCAUCUUCGAAGACCGCAUCUUUGUCGAUUUGGGCUUUUAGUCGAGGAGAAGAGGGGGUUGCUGGGAAUUGUAGGAGGAGCUGGAUGUAUCAAUAUUGUCCUUCUUGGCCUUAACACGCUUUGUUUGCAAUGUAACGGCCCAGUCUCGCAUGCAACAUGGGUCUCGUUCAUGGC
Messenger RNA from Sebastes umbrosus (honeycomb rockfish), 3120 nucleotides. It is a transcript of the gene slc39a10, whose product is annotated as solute carrier family 39 member 10. The transcript is spliced from 11 exons. Gene Ontology annotation, molecular function: zinc ion transmembrane transporter activity. Lineage: Eukaryota; Metazoa; Chordata; Actinopteri; Perciformes; Sebastidae. Gene Ontology annotation, cellular component: membrane. The record is from RefSeq and is a predicted model, not a curated record. The coding region runs from base 327 to 2987 and encodes 886 amino acids. Gene Ontology annotation, biological process: intracellular zinc ion homeostasis; positive regulation of B cell receptor signaling pathway; zinc ion import across plasma membrane.